Molecule: messenger RNA, 2610 nt
Organism: Cryphonectria parasitica EP155
Lineage: Eukaryota; Fungi; Ascomycota; Sordariomycetes; Diaporthales; Cryphonectriaceae
Exons: 3
Coding region: 160-1902 (580 amino acids)
Cellular component (GO): mitochondrion
Molecular function (GO): nucleic acid binding; ATP binding
Source: RefSeq, a predicted model, not a curated record
GGAAAACUCUACUACCACGCGACAAACAAGCUGAUCUUGUCCAGGACUGUCCAGCCACCUCGACAUCAGUUCUCUAUCCAGCCUGACCUAAUUGAUAACCUGGUCUUUUAGCCGUCACUGUCAUCUUGUAUCCAGCCUUGACAAUUGUUUCGAUUCAAGAUGCUCAAGAGACAGCUCCUGCGACAAGCUCGAGCGUGUCGCGCUGUGCGGCCCUCCUCUUCUCCUCUCUCCAUCCUCACAUCUGGUGCCGCCUUGAGGCCUUCUGCAACAUGCAAGCCAGCUGUCUUGACGGCCUCGAUUGGCCGCCAGAUCCUUGCGCGUGCCUAUUCGAGCGCUUCCGCCGAGGCCCCCAGCAGCAACACCGCAGGCUCGUCUGACCUGAUUACCCGCUUCGACGAGCUGUCAUCGCUCGGUGUGCACCCAAAUAUCCUCCGCGCCAUCACCGACGAUAUGCAAUACGUGAACAUGACGGAUGUCCAGGCCAUGAGCAUCAACCCCGCCCUGCAGGGAAAGGAUAUCGUCGCUCAGGCUAGAACCGGUACCGGCAAGACCCUCGGCUUCCUCCUCCCGACCAUCCAGAGAAUCAUCCAGGCCGACCCGCAGCUUGCGACCCGCGGUGGCAGCACCACCAGGGCCAAGUCUGACGACAUUCGCGCCAUCAUCAUCUCGCCGACCCGCGAGCUGGCAGAACAGAUUGGCGCUGAGGCCAGGAAGCUCUGCCGACACACGGGCGUCAUUGUGCAGACGGCUGUUGGUGGCAUGAACAAGAAUAUGAUGCUGCGGAAGACCAAGUUCGAGGGCUGCCACCUGCUGGUUGGCACCCCUGGCCGUCUCAACGACCUUCUCAGCGACGAGUACAGCCAGAUCGACGCCCCCAAGCUGUCCGCCCUUGUCCUUGACGAGGCCGACCGCAUGCUCGAUGUCGGUUUCGACAGGGAACUGCGUGACAUCGUGGGCAUGCUGCCGAACCGGAGGGAGGUGCCCCGGCAGACGCUUCUCUUCUCCGCCACCAUUCCCAAGGAUGUCGUGUCGCUUGCGAGGACAUAUGUCGACCCUUCCAACUUUCAAUUCGUCCAGACCAUCAACCCCGAUGAGGCCCCCACUCACGAGAGGGUACCGCAGCACAUCCUCCCGGUGGCAGGUUUCGAGCACUUCAUCCCGGCCCUCCUGGAGAUCACCGAGAAGGCCCAGGCAGGCGAGCAUGGGCCCGAGCCCUUCAAGGCCAUUGCCUUCUUCAACAACACCGCCAUCGUGCAGAUGUACAGCGAGCUCCUCUACUUCCUUCCUCGCUACAACAAAUCGCUGCCCCCGACCUUCUCUAUACACUCGGGCCUGGACCAGAGGGCGCGCACCAGGGCUGCUGAUGACUUCCGGAAGGCACAAUCUGCCAUUCUCAUUUCCUCGGAUGUCACCGCUCGUGGUAUGGAUUUCCCCGGCGUCACACACGUCCUCCAGUUUGGUGUUCCUCCGGAGCGGGACCAGUACAUUCACCGACUGGGCCGGACGGGUCGGGCCAACAAGUCGGGCCAGGGCUGGCUGAUCGUGCGCAGGGAUGAAAUCCCCAACGCACGCAGGGUUCUGCCCGGCCUGCCCAUCAAGCGCAAUGACACCAUCGACAGUGUGGCAGCGGCCAACCACUGGGUCCAGACCCAGGCUGGCCUUCGUGAGCCGCCUACGAUCCCAGCCAAACUCGCAAGGGGCACACCCGGCCUGGAGCGGAUCCCGGGUGUCACGAUCGGGGCGGAACGCCGGACGUCUGGCAACAAAUCGAUGUCUCGAGGUGGCGGGUUCGGAGGCCGGGGAGGCUUCGGAGGCCGGGACAGCUCGGACCCCUUCUCUGCCAUGUCCAGAGGCCGCUCCCGCGACGACCGGCCCUCGCGAGGCCACCGUUCUGCUUUCUAGGUGUGGUGAAGAGCACAGGGAAGGAUUCAAAGAUUUGCCCCAUGAGAGCAGCUGCAGAUAUGGCACGUGCUUCCUGCCACGCACGGUCUUUUUCCAGCUUGUGGGUGUCAACACCUACCUAGGCGAGCAACCCUACCUGAGCGAGUGGGGAAGCCACACAGAUCUAGCAGCAGGAUGACAACAACCGACGAAGAAGAAAAAGAGAGAAGACACGUGCGGAAUGAGCAUACGAGAUUUCGAUGUCGGCAAAAGUGCUCAACUUUUAUUGAGGGUCUCAUGUUUCCCAUGCUGCACGAGGCUGGCUGCUACGGGGAGCUGUUGAGGGCUAUGGGGAAAGAGAAGCGUGCCUAACUAAAAGAAGGGAGAAGGAGAGGAGGGGGGAAAAAAGGCACCUCUAUCUUUCUCCUUGCAUCAUGACGGCGUUGGUCUUGUUUUGGUUUUCCUGCUGCACCCCCUUCGUUGAUCUCUUCCUCUCUUGCUUUUUUUUUUUUUUAAUUGGGACCUCGGCUGGAUGGAAAUCUCCCCUUUAUUUUCUUCUUUCAAUUCUUCUAGAGUUCACUGUAUCAUGAUAAGUUGGAGAUGUAGCGGAAGGGGUCAAGAAAGGGAAAGAAUGAGGGAGAUUAUGACGAAGAAAAUUAGAUGGCGGAUGUCCUUGGUGUGUAGUAUGUAGUUGUGUACCAGAGGAAUGACAAGGAAAGCAAGAGAAUU